UACCGGAAUGUUUAGAUGCUGCCCGGAAUCUUAUCUUGCGUUCGGUAUUUUGUUCAAAAAGCAGAGCGUGCUAAGAGGAGCCGUAAUCACGUGACCAGCGAGCGAACAGAGCAGUUGAACGCUGUAUCAGAGUGCCAGAAAUUUGAAUAAACUAACGCGAAUGAGCCUGCACCGAGUACACUUUUUAAAUAAACGAACGGUAAAUUCAAGCUCGGAGAACUCAGAUCAAAAUACCGACUGCUCUGAACACGUUUACCCUGGAGUUAAAACCAAAACCAACCCGGAGGUGAUUCGCUUUUGAAAAAUCGACCCGGUAGGAAAAUAAACGCAGAUUAGAAGAUCUUCUUUCUUCUUGAUAUACAGGCUUUAGCUUACACAUGAUUAUGAUUCCACAAACUGAGUUGGAUACUAUACUAUAGUAAAUAGUGAACAGGAACACUAAAGAACAUGCCACACUAGUGAAACUCCUGGAUAUUUUUAAAAGAAUUAAAAGAAAUGAAAAUUUAUUCUUAUAAUUACUAUCGACAUACUAUCGAUAGUAAUGAUAGUGACAAAAAAAGUAACUAUCGAUAGUUUGCCCACCUCUAAAUCUAACCUCCAAAUUUCCAUUUCUUAUUCUUUAUUUGUAUUUUGUAUUAAUUCCUUUAUUAUUUUAUUUCUGGUAAAGAAAUCAAUAAUUUUCAACGGAUCCAGAAUUUUCCUACUAUUCGAAACAUUAAAUUUAACUAAUAAAUCAAAAUGGAUUAUGUAGAAGAACAAAAAAGCGAAAUCGAAGCUCUCGAGUCCAUCUACUAUGGGGAUUUCCAAAUUAUUGCCCUAGAGCCCUACAAAUUUUCAGUUCCAAUUAAAACGGACGAUUACGAUGAUGAUACUGACGCAGGCCUUUGCUGUGAUUUGGUCAUAACUUACACACCUAAAUAUCCCGAAGAAGCUCCAAUAAUAGAAAUAGAAAACGCCGAAAAUUUCGAGGAAAAAUAUGAAGCUAUGUUGCUUGAACAUUUGGCUGAACAGGUAAAAGAGAAUUUAGGAAUGGUAAUGGUAUUUACUUUGGUUUCUGCCGCUCAAGAAUGGUUACACACCAAAUAUGAAAAUGCAAAGACAGCAAAAGAAGAAAGGGAAGCAAAAGCUUUAAAAGAACUAGAAGAGGCUGAACGUAAAAGAUUUGAAGGUACCAGAGUGACAAUAGAAACCUUUCUGAAAUGGAGGCAAGAAUUUGAAGCAGAAUUGGGCAUCGAUAAGAAAAGAGAACUGGCAGAAAAAGAAGGUAGAAAAUUAACAGGCCGGGAAUUAUUCAUGACUGACAACACUCUUAACGAAUCUGAUCUCAAAUUCCUUGAUGAAGCAGAUAGGGUCAAAGUUGAUGAAAGUUUAUUCCAAGAUUUGGAUGACCUUGAUCUGGACGACGAGGAUGAUGAAGAUUUUGAUCCAGAUAACUGCAACAGUGACUCUUCAUGAUACAUGUUAGCCUAAAUAAUAUUCAUUAUACAAUUUUUUUUUUAAUUUGAUUUAGGUGAUUAUAUACAUAUUGUUGAAUUAUUGAA
Molecule: messenger RNA, 1541 nt
Organism: Ceutorhynchus assimilis (cabbage seed weevil)
Lineage: Eukaryota; Metazoa; Arthropoda; Insecta; Coleoptera; Curculionidae
Source: the annotation of a GenBank genome assembly